Messenger RNA from Hypomesus transpacificus, 2393 nucleotides. RefSeq names its product solute carrier family 6 member 18 (gene slc6a18). NCBI's taxonomy places the organism in Eukaryota, Metazoa, Chordata, Actinopteri, Osmeriformes, Osmeridae. Gene Ontology annotation, biological process: sodium ion transmembrane transport. Gene Ontology annotation, cellular component: plasma membrane. Bases 1 to 1854 code for a protein of 617 amino acids. The record is from RefSeq and is a predicted model, not a curated record. The transcript has 12 exons.
AUGGCAGAUUCAGGAUUGAGUGUGGAUGUUAAGAGAGAAGAGAGGCCAAAGUGGGACAACAAGGUUCAGUACCUGCUGACCUGUAUUGGGUUUGCUGUGGGUUUGGGCAAUGUGUGGCGCUUCCCCUACCUGUGUCAGAUCUACGGAGGAGGUGCCUUCCUCAUCCCCUACCUGAUAGCCCUGGUGUUCGAGGGGCUGCCACUGCUCUACCUGGAGCUGGCUAUUGGACAGAGGCUGCGCAUGGGCAGCAUCGGAGUCUGGAAUGCCAUCACACCCUUCCUUGGUGGAGUUGGUAUUGCUUCCAUGAUAGUGUCCUUCUUGGUGGCUCUAUUCUACAACACCAUCCUGGCCUGGGUCCUCUGGUACUUUUUCCACUCCUUCCAGGACCCCCUCCCCUGGGCCGAGUGCCCCAUUAACGCCAACCACACAGGCUAUGUAACAGAGUGUGUGGAGAGUACACCAGUCAACUACUUCUGGUAUCGUCAGACUCUGAAUAUUUCACCCAACAUCGAGACCAGUGGUUCCCUGCAAUGGUGGAUUGUUGUAUGCCUAGGAACCGCCUGGUUAGUUGUGUACAUAUGCUUCAUCAGGGGAAUCGAAACAAUCGGCAAGGCUGUGUAUGUAACUGCUACAUUUCCUUAUCUGGUACUGACUAUAUUCCUGGUUCGAGCCCUCACCCUCCCUGGAGCCUCAACUGGUUUAGUCUACCUCUUCACUCCUGAUUGGGAGAAGAUGAAGAACCCUCAAAUGUGGCUUGAUGCUGCCACUCAGAUCUUUUUCUCUCUGUCACUGGCUUUUGGUGGACUCAUUUCCUUCUCCAGCUACAACCCUGAGACUAACAACUGUGAGAGGGACGCUAUUCUGGUUGGGGUUAUAAACAGCGCUACAUCUAUAUAUGCUUCCAUCCCCAUCUUUGCCAUCCUGGGAUUUAAAGCCAACUCCAACUUAAUCUCCUGUCUCGAGGGGAACAUCUUAGCAUUGACAAAUGUGUUCAACAUCGAGGACCAAAACAUAACAGUUGACAACUAUGACCAGUGGUUUGAGGUCCUGAACGGGACUUAUCCCGAUAAAGUCUUCUCCCUGAACCUCAAACAAUGCAGCCUGCAGACUUUCCUCCAAGAGAGUGCAUCAGGGACUGGCCUGGCGUUCAUUGUGUUCACAGAGGCAGUUAAAGAGAUGCCAGGCUCUCAGGUGUGGGCAGUGCUGUUUUUCAUCAUGCUUUUCAGCCUGGGUCUAUCUUCCAUGUUUGGCAACCUGGAGGGCAUCCUCAGCCCUCUCAGGGACCUCCACAUGGUGCCAAGCUGGAUACCCAAGGAGCUCUUCACAGCAUUUAUCUGCGUGGUAUCUUUCCUGGUAGCUCUUAUCUUCACCAUGAGUUCGGGAAACUACUGGCUGGAAAUCUUUAACAGCUAUGUUGGCUCAAUUCCUCUUCUGAUAAUAGCCUUCUUCGAAAUCAUAGCGGUGAUUUACGUGUAUGGAAUGAAAAGAUUUGGCGACGACAUUCUCUUUAUGACUGGAAGGCGGCCCAACAUCUUCUGGAAGGCGUGCUGGAUGGUCAUCAGUCCUGUGAUGCUCGUUGUUGUUCUGGUUGCUUAUGUUGCCAUCCAGGUGCAGGUGGAACCCUCCUACGCUGCUUGGAAUCCAGACUUUAAAGACUUUCCCCAGUUUGAUGUGCAGCCAUACCCACAAUGGGUGUUUGCCAUCUGUAUCCUGCUUUCCACAGUCCCUGUCCUCUCCAUCCCCCUGGUGGCUUUGUUCCACUUCAUCCUCUGGGCAAAGCGCCGGCGUUCCUCCCAACGGCACCGCAACAGAGCCAAUCCCUACGACAACGGUGGCUAUGUUGUACACUCAUAGACUGGCAAGACUGAUUUGAAUGCAGCAUCAGACUUAAUAUCAGGGGAAAAAAACUGUGAUAAAGCUGCCUAAGUUCUUAACUCUUAAUGAAGAGGAAUAGACCUUCCAUAUUGCACAUAUAAACAUGAUUUUUCAUUUUUGAUUUUGAUGUGUACACUUGUCUCAAUGUAAAACUUGCAAAAAAGUAACGAAAGUUAUAAACUCAAAGUUUACACAAAGCAAUGAAAUGUAUAAAAAAGGUGACCACCAGCAUGCUUAUAAAAUCAAUCUACACAGUAUGAACUUUCCUUCGAUAAACAAAAUGUCCUCUACACUGGUCAAAAUAUCAGUUAAACAUUGAUGACCAUCGUACUUGGAAGAAUACAGAGUACACAAUAAAUCAGCUAUCAAAGUCCAGAGAGAGAGAGAGAUGAAAGGAUGGAUGGUCCAUGUUCAUAUCUUAACUAUCAAUCUUUAUUGGUUACCCAGCUGGCAUUCUAUACAGUAACUUUUAUGAUUGACUACUGUUGCUUUGUUUCAUAAAAAUUGAGUCAGGAUGG